UGAUCAUCUUGGAUGCAGUGGAAGAGACAUUGGGAUCGGUAACGGCGAUGGUUAGUGCGCACCUUUUGAGGGCGGCGCGGAUACGGAUCUCGGUUCCAUCAAUUGCUGUUGCCUUCUUUCCAACCUACGUACGUCAAUAUCACGGCGGCCAAACACCAGCACAAGAGUAUAGAUGUGAUGUUGACGCUGAACCAAUGCACCGCUAUCGACCAGGUGGCUACCAUCCCGUUGCAUUAGGCGAUUCCCUCAGCGAUGGACGGUAUAAAGUCCUUCAUAAGCUUGGCUGGGGCAGCUAUUCGACCACUUGGGCCGCCAAGGACCAGACGCAUGAUCGCUAUGUUGCACUCAAGAUCACAGUUGCCGAAGCGAGAAGAAGUCGAGAUACCGAAAUAUUCCAAAGCCUUGCUGCUUCACCAAGAAAUCACGAGGGGUCGUGUUACGUGAACCAAAUGUGGGAUCAAUUCACUCUUAUUGGCCCCAAUGGCUCACACGAUUGUUUAGUAUUGGAUCUCGUUGGGCCCAAUAUUGCAGACAUCAUUGAUAGCCACUGCAGAGGUGACAGACUGCCGUCUCACGCUGCAAAGUCGAUCUCGAGACAGGUAUUGCAAGGGAUCGAUUAUCUUGCUUCCAACGGCAUCGGGCAUGGUGACCUUCACACUAGGAAUAUUGCUCUGGAGAUUCCGGAGCUGCAUUUGCUAAGCGAGAGAGAUUUAAUUGCUAGGCUUGGUGACCCUGAGAUGGGCUUAGUCACCAGGCGAGACGGCAAGCCCUUGUCAUCCAAUAUACCAACAUGUAUCGUCCGACCUUCAUCUUUCAGACACAAGGACGUCCAACGUCUGCUCUCGUCGCCAUCUAUCAAGAUAAUUGACUUUGGUGAAGCUUUCUUCAACCACGAUACGCUCAAUACAUUACAUACCCCGCUACCAGUACGCGCACCAGAGAUUGUGUUUGGAGACCGACUCAAUAACCGAGUAGACUUAUGGAGCACAGGAUGUCUGGUAAUCACCACCUGA
Messenger RNA from Fusarium oxysporum Fo47, 1013 nucleotides. RefSeq names its product kinase-like domain-containing protein. The transcript has 3 exons. The record is from RefSeq and is a predicted model, not a curated record. NCBI's taxonomy places the organism in Eukaryota, Fungi, Ascomycota, Sordariomycetes, Hypocreales, Nectriaceae. Gene Ontology annotation, biological process: spliceosomal complex assembly; regulation of mRNA processing; protein phosphorylation. Bases 48 to 1013 code for a protein of 321 amino acids. Gene Ontology annotation, molecular function: protein kinase activity; ATP binding.